Striga asiatica is the source of this 2393-nucleotide messenger RNA. NCBI's taxonomy places the organism in Eukaryota, Viridiplantae, Streptophyta, Magnoliopsida, Lamiales, Orobanchaceae. The record is from the annotation of a GenBank genome assembly.
UUUUUUUCCUUUUCAAUUAAAUUUUGCAUUAUAUAUAUAUAGACGAGAGAUUUACAAAAGCCAAUAUUCGUAUCUUUUUCUAUGUGGGUUUUACGGUGCUUUGAGAGAGAGAAUUGAAUAUGAGCCCAUGAAAAAUGGGCAGCCAUUGGUUUUUUCUCUGUUUUGCAAAGCCACAGGCUUUUUUGAGGGUAUCUCGGGACUAAAAGACACUCUCAACCUCAUAUUUUUCUCUUGAUUUGCCAAUGUGUCUGUUUCUAUAUCCUACUUUCUCUCUCCUUCUUCCCUGCCAAGAAUUUAACAAAGCUCCAGCUUUUAUAAUUAGGCAGUUGAGAUUGUAAAGUUCGACUUUCGAUCAAAGAACUUGCUAACACGAUCAUGUCGGGACCUCUAGAACACGCAUCCACGCCAAAUCUCGAGAAGACUGAUGUGGAAUGUCUAGAUGAUGAGAGGAAGACUCGGUUGGGUUCGCUCAAGAAAGCGGCCUUAAAUGCCUCAAACAAGUUUCGGAACUCAUUGAACAAACGGGGAAGAAGGAAUAGCCGAGUAAUGUCGGUUGUGCUUGAAGACGAACACGAUGCCGAGGAGCUUCAGGCGGUCGAUGCCUUCCGCCAGGUCCUCAUUCUCGAGGAGCUCCUUCCAGCCAAGCACGACGACUAUCAUAUGCUCCUCAGGUUCCUCAAGGCAAGGAAAUUUGAUAUCGAGAAAACAAAGCAAAUGUGGGCCGAUAUGCUUCAAUGGAGGAAGGAUUUCGGCGCCGACUCCAUUAUGGAGGACUUCGAUUUCAAGGAGAAAGACGAGGUUGUUAAAUACUACCCACACGGGCAUCAUGGGGUGGACAAGAUUGGUAGGCCCGUUUACAUCGAGAAGCUCGGUCAAGUGGACCCCACAAAGCUCAUGCAAGUCACAACAUUGGAUAGGUAUCUUAAGUACCACGUGCAGGAGUUUGAGAGGACCUUCAUCGACAAAUUCCCGGCUUGCUCGAUUGCGGCUAAAAAGUAUGUCGACCAAAGCACGACCAUUUUGGAUGUCCAAGGAGUGGGACUGAAAAAUUUCAAUAAAGCCGCUAGGGAACUCAUUCAGCGCCUUCAGAGGAUCGAUGGUGAUAACUAUCCUGAGACCCUGUCCCAAAUGUAUAUCAUCAAUGCUGGAUCAGGGUUUAGGCUCUUAUGGAACACUGUCAAAUCAUUCCUUGAUCCAAAGACCACUGCCAAAAUCCAUGUUUUGGGCAACAAAUAUCACAGCAAGCUGCUUGAGGUCAUUGAUGCAAGUGAGCUACCCGAGUUUUUGGGAGGGAAAUGCACCUGUGAAGAUAAGGGUGGUUGUAUGGUCUCGGACAAGGGCCCGUGGAAUGACAUUGAUAUUAUGAAGAUGGUCCGUAAUGGCGAACACAAAUGCUCGAACAAAAUGGUCAUUUUGUGUGUGGAUGAGAACGCGAUUUCGGAGGAUGAGAGCUUUGUUUCGAAGAGAAAGAACUCUUUCGACUUGAAAGGCGACUCUAAGAGAGGCCUUACGGCGCAUACACAUCUCUCUCCAGUUCGUGAAGAAGUGACCAAGAGCUCUCCCAAGACACUUGAAUCGGACGAACAUGUCCAAAUGGUCGAAAAGGCUGUCGCCGCAAAUUGGCAAAAGGCGGCACAAAACAACAAUUUAGCUCUCACUAAAGCUUCGGAUAUCUACACCGCGUACAAAGCCUCGGAGAAAAACAACAACCACCUUUUCACGGGCGUGUUGACGUUUGUGAUGGGUGUAAUGACGAUGGUGAAAAUGACGCGUAGCAUGCCCAAGAAGUUGACCAACGCCACACUUUACUCGAGCUCCAUAAACGAGGUCGUCAAAAGCCGGGCCCACGGGCUCGACCCGCCUGACGCCCCAAUCUCGAGGGCCGAUUACUUGAUCAUGAUGAAACGCAUGAACGAGCUUGAGGAAAAAGUGGGCCAACUACAAACCAAGCCCUCGACUAUACCGCCCGAAAAAGACGAACUCCUUACUAAUGCAUUGAACAGAGUCGAGGCCCUCGAGCAAGACCUCUCGGAUGCAAGAAAGGUUCUUGAACAAGCGUUGUCUCAACAAGAAGAGUUGCUUGCCUACAUUGAGAAAAAGAAGAAGAAAAAGAAGUUCUUUGCUUUCUGAGGUUGAGAAAAGAAAAAAAACGUGUUUGCGCGGUAUAAGAUGUUUGCUCUGUGUUCCUCUAUAGCGGUUAUUAUUUGCCUUAGUGCGCGCGUUUUCAAAACUGUCUCUGUAAAUUACUAAAUUAUGAGGUUUGUUGCUCGUAUUUAGAGUGUGAAGUGAAUGUUUUUGUGUUGUAUGUACUAUUGAGCAACCAUUGGCAAGCCGAAACCAUUCUUCGGCUUAUGCUUUUAAGACUAUAAUAUAUAUUUUUUUUUUAAAAAAAA